GAUUCCUUUUCACCGCUGUGGUGCCCGACGUGAAAUGUGAAAUUCUUCUCAGGUUGUGUCAUUUUGCCUUGAAAUAACUCGUCAUCGCCAGAAACAAGGGAGGACUCGUGUGGCUAGAGAGACACAACAUGUUUAAUCGCUGGUCACCAGGCUUGAGGGCUGACCAGGCGCGGUCAAGAAAAAGAUUGGAGGAUGAAGGCCUACAUGAACAGCUAGAGGAGAGGUUUCGUAAGACACUUUACUAUGGCGAACUACCAGAUGAUGAUGACUGCCCUUCUCUGCCUCUAACAAACUUGGCUGUUGAGUUCUUCCAAGAUGCAACUCCCCGUGGACUGGGUCAAGCAAACAUGGUGUCAGCUUCAGCACUGGCCAGCGAUGCCUGUGUGUCUCCAGGGUCCCUCGUAACCAGCAUGAUCUAUGCCACUCGUUUGAGCCAAAGAAAUCCUGACUAUCUUCAGAAAAUGUCUUCCUCUGACCUCUUCUUCAUUUCAGUGAUGAUGGCCUCCAAGUAUAUGUAUGAUGAAGGUGUGGAUGAAGAGGUGUUCAACGAUGAGUGGGCAGAAGCAGCUAACAUGGAACUUGAUGAAGUCAAUCAAAUGGAGCGAGAUUUCCUCUCAGCAAUGGACUGGCAGCUGUUCGUCUCACAGUCUGAAUUCCUCCGAUCUGUUCAUGAUAUCGAAAGAAGAAUUGCAUGGACUCAAGGCUGCGAUCGAGGAUGGCUCUCCUAUACUGAUUUCGAUGUUCUAUUCCAUGACAAACUUACCAAACGUCUCUGGGACUGCAUAGCAAAGGAAUGGCUUCUGGUGAUCACUGUGAGCUCUGCUGCCUAUGUGGCCAGCUUCCUCACCAUGGUGGGAUCAACUGCGCUGGCCAUGCAACUCUCAACCUCAAUGGCCGGCUGUGCUAUACUCAGACCACCUCCCAUUGACCAGCCUCACCCUGAUCGUCCAAAUAUGUCACUGCCCGUCGGCCCUGCCGGAAAUGUGUUUGGUGAAAUGGAGUCUGCUGAACCGAGCCUUGAAGUGUCCCACGUCCUGGGUGAAGGUCUUGAUGCCAAUUUCGAAUUAAGGUCCAAUUUCUCUCAGUCUCCAAGAAAUGAAUCGGGCGAAGCCAGAGAGACAGAAGGUCGUAAUCUGCUGGAAAAGGUUCUACCUCAACUCUGGGCUGUGGUUGCUUUCAAGGACAGAUUUGUUCAGUUGAUGUGUGCGUUCAGUGCUGGACUGAAGCAGAGGGGAUCGGAGAAUUUACGGACAAUCCCCAGAAAAUGUGUGUCCAGCAGAGGAAACAAACAUCGUUUGAAUGCUGACAACAUUGCCAGCCCAACAAUCAACUUUGAUGAAAUGGAACGUCUCCGAAUGCCACCAAAGCUGAAGCACCAGUGCCACGUCUGUCCUCACUGCCAUGGAAACGACCAAUCCCAAAACAAGCAAUUCUGCCCGGUGACUCAUUUGACCAAUGAAGAUGAUGAUGCUAGUGCUAUGGACUUGACCCGUCUGAAAUCCGACCUAGAUAUUGAACCUUGGUGUUGCUAUGGCAACCGUCCUCCAGAUGGUUCCGAUCUGAACUUAGAAAUAUUACAGUAUCCUGACAUCAUGCGGGGAUUUUCGACCGGUGUCCCUAUUGCUGCUUAGUGCUAGUAAAUGUAUUGGUCUAACAGACUUGGUAAACAAUGCUAUGUUCAGUAACACUUUGUUCAAUACGUUGUUUAUCGUUGAGUCUUAUGUACUGAUAGUUUAUGUUCUUACUGUUUUAUACACAAAUAUUUUUGACGUGUGUUUUGUUUAGAUUGUUAAUUUGUUCAAAACAAACGGUUCUUUUUAAUGUUCUGCUGCUCAAGUGCAGUAGAAGUUUUUAAAUACUAUUUUGUAGACUGAAGGACAGAUUAUGUCUUAUCUUUUCCGGGCUGUUACUUUCUGAAACCCUUCAGUAACUUAUAUAUUUUCAAAUGAGAACUGUUACUGGAAACUGUGAACACUUUGAGGUUGACGUUUUUGUUAAAUUGCCGUAAAAGAAAAACCAAAGUUAUAUUUUUACGUAACAUUACACAAAUCUAUUUUUAAAAUGCCAACUUUGUAACACCUUUUUGUGUAAGAAGAGUAAGUCUGAAGUCAAAUGUCAGAAUAAAUCAUCACCUUGAUUUCAAACAUCAAGGUGUGGAUCACA
Haliotis rubra (blacklip abalone) is the source of this 2163-nucleotide messenger RNA. Its product is annotated as protein CNPPD1-like. The transcript has 8 exons. The record is from RefSeq and is a predicted model, not a curated record. Gene Ontology annotation, biological process: regulation of cyclin-dependent protein serine/threonine kinase activity. Gene Ontology annotation, cellular component: cyclin-dependent protein kinase holoenzyme complex; nucleus. The coding region runs from base 129 to 1631 and encodes 500 amino acids. Lineage: Eukaryota; Metazoa; Mollusca; Gastropoda; Lepetellida; Haliotidae. Gene Ontology annotation, molecular function: cyclin-dependent protein serine/threonine kinase regulator activity; protein kinase binding.